Molecule: messenger RNA, 507 nt
Organism: Octodon degus (degu)
Lineage: Eukaryota; Metazoa; Chordata; Mammalia; Rodentia; Octodontidae
Product: neuroblastoma breakpoint family member 10-like
Exons: 4
Coding region: 118-507 (129 amino acids)
Source: RefSeq, a predicted model, not a curated record
CUGAAAAUAAAGAAAAAGUUAACAUAACCCUGCAGGCCUCAUUGUGCGGAGACCCCAAGUCAUCCUCCCAUGGCUGUGACCUGUGUACCUCCCAGGAGCUUCCUGGGGAUCUGACAGAUGAACCUGAACUCUUACUUUCUCUGGAAGAAACUUAAAACCCUGACAAUGAAGACAGUGAAAAAGAACAGGCAUCUCUGGUCCUCAGAAAAUGCCGAUGAUUGGAAAGAUGAAGUCACACAGCCAAAGGCCUCCAGGAAAUAUUUUGGUGUAAUUCAUUAUCAUGUCAAGGAGCUGACCCAGUUACGAAAACAGCUACGUGAAGGGAGAGAUGCCUCUUUUUCCCUUGGGCUGCAUCUGGAGUUUCUUCUCACCCAAGAUGAUCCUGAAGUCUACCAGGAUCAGGGCCACAUGCAACAUCUGGCUCAAGGGUGCAAGAUGGCUGAAGAUCUUGACCUUAAGCUCAAAUCAGGUGAAAAGGACACACACCCUGAUGAAAGGGAGCUGUAA